AUGAUGACAAAGGGAAAGAAUAAUGUAAUCAGUGUAUUACGUGUAGUGGAAAAAACUGAAAGUGAUCAUUUGGCUGUGCAGCGAUUACGAGUGAAAGUCGGUAUUGCUGUAGGCUUGUUGAUUGUCAUAGUGAUUGUAACUCCAACAAUGAUUGUUUUAUUGCGAAAGAAAAGUUCAACAAUAACAGGUUUAAUGAACAUCACUGAAUCGUUGAUAACAACAGAGGCAGAUAUUACGACAUCAUCAUUCAUUGAAAAAGAGACAAGUGUGGUAAUAUCUCUUGAGAGCGCGACUAUAAAAAACAUCGUAAUUUCGAACGGAAUGAUAACAAAUGCGGCUAAAUCAAUCACAUCCACAAGCAUUGCAAAAAAUAUCACAGCUUUCCAAAUAUUCAACCGAACGAAUGAAGUAGUUUACGCUAUUUGGAAUACAUCUGCAGAUGGUAACUUAAGUACAGAAUAUACAAAUCAUGGCUGUGCUGAUGAGCGUUUUAAUAUAACAUCUGGCAUGUACACAGGUUUCUAUUUCACAAUUAAAAGUGUCCCCUUUCGUCUUAUGAAAUUUCGUAUGGGUACAAACGUCCAAGAAGCGAAGCGCGAUCCGAUGACAAUCACGAUCGAAGGUAGUAACAAUGAUCAAUCGGAAUUACUCCUUGGAAAAAGUUGGACUCCAAUCUAUAGUGGCUCUUCGGGUCUUACUAAAAGUCUACAAAGAUCAUCCUAUGGCACAACACAAACUGUAGCGACUAACGUAGCGUCAUUCAGAAGCUAUCGUCUUAUUGUUACAUCAACCAGAGAGAAACACAAUUCUGUUUCAUACUCAGAAUUUGUGAUGAUGGGACAAUAUUUAAAUAACAUCAACUGA
This is a messenger RNA of Adineta ricciae, 864 nucleotides long. Lineage: Eukaryota; Metazoa; Rotifera; Eurotatoria; Adinetida; Adinetidae. The record is from the annotation of a GenBank genome assembly.